Molecule: messenger RNA, 1628 nt
Organism: Eurytemora carolleeae
Lineage: Eukaryota; Metazoa; Arthropoda; Copepoda; Calanoida; Temoridae
Product: N-lysine methyltransferase SMYD2-B
Exons: 19
Coding region: 30-1409 (459 amino acids)
Cellular component (GO): nucleus
Molecular function (GO): protein binding
Source: RefSeq, a predicted model, not a curated record
AACAAGGUGAAAGCUGAAAGAUCUUAGAAAUGGUUGUGUAUAAUCGAGGAGACACUGUGUUUAAAUCAAGACCAUUUGCGUUUAUCAUACUAAACAAAUACAGAGAUGAGGUUUGUGAGUUUUGCUGGGAAAAGAUAAAAUUGGGCCUUGUUUCCUGUCCAGGCUGCCAGCAAACCAAAUAUUGUUCACAGAGCUGCCUUGAUGCAGGAGAGAAGGAGCAUCAAGAGGAAUGUCAGAUUCUGAGAUCUGAUGAGAAUCAACUAACAGAACUUCCAGAUCAGCUUAGAUUAGUCCUUAGACUCUGGGUUAUAUCCAAGAACAAUGAAAAGAAUGUUGCAGAGCAUGGUGCAGGAAUAUCAAGAAAAUGGGAGGAUCUUAUGGACCAUGCUUCUGACCUUGGGAGAGACAGUCAGGAGUUCAUACAGAUUCAGUUUGAUACUUUUAGUAGAUGCAUAAGCAGUACUGGAAUGCCUACCUUAGAACAGUUCAGAUCAAUCUACGGAAAAAUAUUAACAAACUCGUUUAGUCUUCGAACAGAUAGGUUUUCACGUCCAGAACCUUUUGGUACAGGGGUUUACCUUCUUCCAUCUUUACUAGAUCAUUCAUGCAUUCCUAACUGUACAGUUGUGUUUAGGGGCAAAGAAUUGCAUGUAGUUGCUACUGAAGAGAUCCCUGAAGGUCGGAUAGAUGAGGUUGCAAAAAUUAGCUACGUGAACAGUAUGGAUGACACAUCAACUAGACAAGCACAGCAGCUUGGAAUCUGGUAUUUUAAAUGCGAUUGUACACUUUGCUUAGACAAAAGCUUGGAUGGAAGUAAGCAUGGAGUGGUUUGUGACAAUUGUGGAGUUCCGUCUAAUAUAAAUGUUAAGAUUUGGAGUUUGAUCGUGAAGUGUAUGGCAUGUGGAUCUCAAAUUAGCUCCUCUAGAAUUUCCAGAUACCGAGAGCUUUUCACAAUACUUGAGCGGGCAGAAGAGAUAAAUAAGUUGAGAGGAGAUGAGGGGGAAGAAACGGACAAAAUGAGAAUGGAGGAAAUGGGAGGAAUGAGUUAUGAAGAGUUAUGUGAGUGGGCUGUUGGGGAAAUGGAAGACGUUUUUUCUGAAAGGGACAUUGUUUUUGUGAAAACAAUUCAUUAUGUGCACACGGUUUGCUUACUGAAUGAAAGGUGGAUGGCUGGGUGUAUUUAUGGAGAGAGGGUACUCCCCUUAUUUGAGCUCUACUAUGGAGCAAAUACUGGGGUAGUGGCUGGUCUCUACCUUAGAUUGGGAAUCUGUUAUGGAGAAGAGGGAAAUCUUGACAUGUCUGCUUUUUAUUUUCAAAAAGCUGAAGAUAUAUAUAGGCUAGUUCCUGGCCAGGAGCAUCCAUUCUAUUUCGAGGAUUUUAUGAAAAUUUAUAAAACUUAUUUUCAUUAAAAUUCCGCUCUAUGGCUUUAUCAGCCUUUAUUCUGCAUCGUCAUACUCCACAAAAACAGCCGAAAUUGUAGAAUAAAUGUAGAUAUGGCUACUUUUUAAAGGUGCUUGAUGUUAUGUAUUAAUCUGACAGUUUUCUUUGAUCUUUAUAAAGGAAUUGAGUAUCCCACAAACACAAAUUUUCUGAUUCCUAUAUCUUUUCCAUCUGAUAAAUUUUAUAUU